AAUUUUACUUUCUUUUUUAGAAAAAAUAGAUCUGGUAUAAAAUGUCGGGUAGAAAAAUAUCUCGUAAACUUUCCGUGGACUUUGUUCGGAAGAUUUCCGCAAUUUCGAUUGCAAGUGAUGUUUCCGAGAUUUCUGGCAGGUUUGGUAUGGAGCAGGAUGAAUUAAAGUCAAUAAUGAAGGAUAUUCUGGAGCUGGAUUUAAACAAUGAUUGGGAGGUUGGGAGUGAGGAUGGCAUGAGUGAGUAUGGAGAUGAGAGAGAAGGGGAAAUCUCACUCUGGCAGGAGUUACAAGCUGAAACUAUCCGGCUGAAUGUUGACAGCAGGAAGAUAUCUAAUAUAUCCACUAGCUCAGGGGACAGUGUUGAUAGUUUGAAUUAAAGAUAAU
Messenger RNA from Eurytemora carolleeae, 384 nucleotides. RefSeq lists its product as uncharacterized. The record is from RefSeq and is a predicted model, not a curated record. Bases 42 to 377 code for a protein of 111 amino acids. The transcript has 5 exons. NCBI's taxonomy places the organism in Eukaryota, Metazoa, Arthropoda, Copepoda, Calanoida, Temoridae.